AUGGAACGUUUUGUCAAGAAGAAAGAAUCUACAGUAAAUGUGGAUUAUGACAUGACUUCUCCUCGAUUUUCCGUUCAAAAUAUCGAGGAACUUCAACAAGGUCUAGAUCAUUUGAAUGAACGUGGCUAUGCUGUAUUCAGUGAAAUCCUAACGAAUGAUGAAAUUAGCAAUAGCAUUGACUUGUUAUGGAAACAUUUGGAAAAAUUACCAAGUCCCUAUUGUAUUCGACGUAAUGAUCCUGAAACAUGGAAAGAACAUUGGCCUGGACUUUCUGAUAUUGGUCUGUUAAAUGAUUAUGGUAUCGGUCAAUCAGAAUUCAUGUGGUAUAUUCGUGGUAAACCAUAUGUAAAGAAAGUUUUUUCGCAUAUAUGGAAUUCUAAUGAAUUAUUCACAUCAUUCGAUGGAGCCGGUUGUUUUCGUGAUUGGCAUUUAAAUGAAGAAUGGAAAACACGAUCUGGUUGGUACCAUUGUGAUCAAAAUCCAUUUCGAAAACCUGAUCGAUGCUCAAUACAAGGUUUGGUUUCUUUAACUGACAGUGAUGAGUCAACAGGUGGGCUUGUUAUCGUACCAGGUUCUCAAAAUAGUUUUAUUGAUUUGCAAUUCAUGGUCAAUGAAAAUUCUUUGUGGGGUGAUUAUGUAACUAUACCAUCUGAAUUAGUCGAAAUGUUACGUCCUCGUUUAGUUAAGUGUAAAGCAGGAGAUCUUGUUGUUUGGGACUCUCGAUGUACUCAUUGUAAUACACCAGCUCUUAUUGAUGAACGCAAUGGAGACUCAUCAUUGGAAACACAACUUUUACGUGUUGUUGCUUAUAUCUGCAUGAGUCCAUUAUCAAUGUUUGAACCCGAUGGAGUCCGAUAUGAUAGUUUAGAAGAAUUUCGUGAAUUAAGAGAAGAUUUUGUUCGUGAUCGAGUAACAUGUACACAUUGGCCAUUGGAAUUAAAUACAGCUAGUCGAUCAUCAAAUAAAGAUAAAGUUCCACUAAAACUUAAUGCAUAUCAACAUUCGCUUAUUGUCGGCACAUACGUUGAGCCUACAGAUGGAACAGCAGAUAUUAUUUUUUAA
Rotaria socialis is the source of this 1062-nucleotide messenger RNA. Lineage: Eukaryota; Metazoa; Rotifera; Eurotatoria; Philodinida; Philodinidae. The record is from the annotation of a GenBank genome assembly.